Messenger RNA from Trifolium pratense (red clover), 900 nucleotides. RefSeq names its product protein FAR1-RELATED SEQUENCE 5-like. Lineage: Eukaryota; Viridiplantae; Streptophyta; Magnoliopsida; Fabales; Fabaceae. The coding region runs from base 1 to 900 and encodes 299 amino acids. The record is from RefSeq and is a predicted model, not a curated record. Gene Ontology annotation, biological process: regulation of DNA-templated transcription. The transcript is spliced from 2 exons.
AUGGCUUAUCUCGGCGAUACAAGUCAAAUAUUGGUAGAUACUACAGAUGUUUUUACAACUGAUCAAAAAUUUGCUACCCUAGAUGAUGUUGUCACAUGGGCUCGAGAUGUUGGAGAUGCCAAUAAAGUCGGUAUUAUCAUUACUCGGUCGGAUAAAAAGAACGAAAUAAGAGGAAGAAAUGACAAGUUGAUUUUGGGUUGUGACAAAAGAGUUGCACCUUCAACAGAUGGUUCAGGAUGGAAAGUUCGGGUUAUUCAUGGAGUUCACAACCAUGGGCUACCUGACCAAUAUCACGGUCAUCCUCACAAGACACGUUUAACCGAUGAUGAAAACAAACGUGUUGAAGAUUUGACAAAGCGUAAGGUAGCACCAAGGCACAUUGUUUUAGAUUUGAAAGAUCAAAAUUCAGAGUCUGUUGUUGAUGCCACACUUAUAUAUAGGAAAAGACACAUGAUGCAAAUACAGGAAAGAGGCUCCAGAACAGAGCCGCAACACUUGCUGCAGUGGUUAGAUGAUGCAAAAUAUGUCAUCUGGAAUAGAAGAAAAGAUGAUGGCUCCGAUGUUUUAAGUGAUAUUUUUUGGGCGUAUCCAUAUUCAAUCAAGUUGUUGAACUUGUUUCCCAUUGUUUUGGUUAUGGACUGCACAUACAAAACUAAUAAAUAUAGACAGCCACUGCUUGAAAUUACUGGCAUAACGUCAACUAACAUGACAUUUGCUGUUGGAUUUGCUUACAUGGAAUCUGAGAAGACGAACAAUUAUCAUUGGACGUUAGGUAAGUUGAAGGAAUUGGUUACUAAGCAAGAUAUAUUUCCUAAAGUAAUUUUGACUGACAAGGAGUUUACUUUGAUGAAUGCAAUUAAAGAUAUAUUUCCACAUACUACUAAUAUGCUUUGUACGUGA